This is a messenger RNA of Caenorhabditis sp. 36 PRJEB53466, 1111 nucleotides long. The record is from the annotation of a GenBank genome assembly. Lineage: Eukaryota; Metazoa; Nematoda; Chromadorea; Rhabditida; Rhabditidae.
AUGAGCGAGAAACAGCGAAUUCCGGAAAUCACUCAAAAACUGAAAGUGGUUCGUUAGAAACACGAAAAUCAGGACUACAUGUUGUUUGUUGUCAGAAAGGAGCAUCCAACUUGUUUGAUGACGCGGUCACCGUGCACAUUAACAUGAAGGAAGACGAUUCGGUGAGUCAGAAGUCGUUAGAAUAUAUUCGGACGUUUGCUGUACAAACAUAGACAGCACGCACACGUUUGGGAAAGAUACAGUUUGAUAAAAGUGUUGUAUAGCUUGUGAUGAUCUAAAAACAGCGAAAAAGACGUCAAAUCUGUUAUAGGAUGUCAAAACAGCUUCUGGAAAAGCUGCAAAGGCCAUGAAGAGCAGGAUGGAGACGGAUGGAACCGUGGCUUCAAUGAUCUUGGAACCGGUGGAUGAAGCUGGAGAGACCAGCGGCCGCCCGAAACUAGAGGUCAAGAUUACUAUAAACAUGGUAAGCAAAUGAUAUCCAAGACAUUUCUAGAGUUUUCAACUAAUUUCAGAAGCAAAUUGAGCGUCAUCAUCGUGACAUCGAGACCUAUGUGUCCCCGUUCCCGCUAAGAACGGACUCGAUCUUCAUGCGCAUUCCCCUCAGACCACAGGACUUUGUUAGUUAAAGUACUUGAAUCUUUUUCUAAUUGUCUUGGUUUAGGAUCGUAUCGAAAAGUCUCGUGACAGACUUGACAACCUGGUCGCUUUUUGCGUACGUUAAUGCUACCAAAAACUCCCCAAGAUUCGCAUUUUUCAGCACGAACUAACACCUGAAGUUCUUCCACCGUUUGACUCGAAGAACUUCCUCCAGAAAUUGCGAAAGAUCGACGUCCGCUGCAGUGCCCUCUACCCGCGACCACCGGCUCCAGGAGACAGGGACAAAAAGAGCUCGAGGAUGUGCCCGCAGUACGAGCCGGAGAUCGAAGACAUCGAGAAACAGAUCGAGCGCAUCGACGGAAUCCUGCAUGGAGCGCAGUACUUCCACCGUUUGGAUAUCGUCCGCUGCAUGAUGAUGGAACGCAAACAGGCGGCAGAGGCUCACAAGCUAAAGAUGGAACAAGCGAAGAAACAAAAAACUGAACAAGAGACCGAACAAGAGAAUGAAGCUUGA